Messenger RNA from Papaver somniferum (opium poppy), 567 nucleotides. RefSeq lists its product as uncharacterized. The transcript has 2 exons. The coding region runs from base 56 to 376 and encodes 106 amino acids. The record is from RefSeq and is a predicted model, not a curated record. NCBI's taxonomy places the organism in Eukaryota, Viridiplantae, Streptophyta, Magnoliopsida, Ranunculales, Papaveraceae.
UAUUCCUCGCAGGGAGAGAAAUGAGUGAGAAGAAGUAAAAGAGGAGAAAGAAGACAUGGAAGAGGAGAAAAAACUCGAUCACGGCGGUAGCGGCGGCGGUGGUAUUGGUGAAAUUGGCGGAUAUUGGUGGUGGGGAUUAGCAAGUGCAGCUCAAUUAGCAAUAGGAAUAAGAUCAUACAGAAGAGGAUACAACGGAGAUGGAACAUUAAUGCCUUUCAAAGCUUUUGGUGUUGCUUCAAUCUUUCUUGGUUCUGGUGCUGCUGCUAUUACUGGAUUACUCAAUCUCUCUGGUAUGCACAAGGUUGAAGAUUUCAAGAGAUUGGGUGCAAAUAUCAGGGGAGGUUUAGGUGUUCCCCCUAGAGAAACUCAGAAAUAAGUGUUUUUUUUUUAGUAAUUGUUGAAUUUUGAUUAUAAUUAAAUGUCUAAAUCUAAGGAAUUAAUCGGAGAGGUUUGCCAUAUUGGUGUCGUAGUAGUUUCCUACAUAUUGCUCGCUCGCUCGGUUGCCAUAUUUUUUUAGUAAUUGUUGUAUUGCGUUUACUGAAUUUACUUCAUUAUCUUUUAUCUGGA